This is a messenger RNA of Gilbertella persicaria, 741 nucleotides long. RefSeq names its product S-adenosyl-L-methionine-dependent methyltransferase. The transcript has 3 exons. The coding region runs from base 25 to 714 and encodes 229 amino acids. Gene Ontology annotation, cellular component: cytoplasm. The record is from RefSeq and is a predicted model, not a curated record. Lineage: Eukaryota; Fungi; Mucoromycota; Mucoromycetes; Mucorales; Choanephoraceae. Gene Ontology annotation, biological process: peptidyl-lysine monomethylation; peptidyl-lysine dimethylation. Gene Ontology annotation, molecular function: protein-lysine N-methyltransferase activity.
AUUUUUUUAUUUCAUUUUUUCGCAAUGGAGUUUCCAGAGGCACAAGAUUUCGAAGCGUCCAAGUUGGGCACAAAGACAUACUGGGACACAGUUUAUGACCGAGAAAACAACAAUUUCGACGAGUUGGGUGAUAUUGGUGAAGUUUGGUUUGGUGAAGAAAGUGUAGAGCGUAUGGUCGAGUGGGUGACUGAACAUGUCCAAGAUCCCAACAGCCGUAUGGUUGAUCUCGGUUGUGGUAAUGGUCACUUACUUUUAGAACUCGCUCAAGAGGGAUACAAGCAAUUGCAUGGUAUUGACUAUUCUGAAUCAGCCAUCACACUAGCUAAAGCAGUAGCUCAGCAACGUGAGCGCGAAUGGAUUCAAUACGAUGCUGUUGACUUUAUUUCUAAUCCAGAAUGGUUUCUCCCUAAUGAACAGUAUGAUGUUGUGUUGGAUAAAGGCACAUUUGAUGCUAUUUCAUUGCACCCAGAUCAAUCACAAGCCAAGAAAGAAGGCGUUGCUGGUCCAAGAGAGAAAUAUGUAACUUCUGUUCAUCGCAUGUUGAAGCCAAAUGGACUGUUUUUGAUUACAAGCUGUAAUUGGACAAAGGAAGAAUUGAUUGAACAUUUCAAACAAGAUUUUGAAUAUCAUUCUCAUGUUAAAUAUCCUGUAUUUGAGUUUGGUGGACAAAGUGGAUCCAAGAUUUGUACUGUUGCUUUUUCACCUAAACAAUAAACACUAGAAUUCAAGAACAAAACAUGG